Messenger RNA from Aquila chrysaetos chrysaetos, 512 nucleotides. RefSeq names its product ribosomal protein L38 (gene RPL38). Gene Ontology annotation, molecular function: structural constituent of ribosome. The coding region runs from base 239 to 451 and encodes 70 amino acids. Gene Ontology annotation, cellular component: ribosome; cytosolic large ribosomal subunit. The record is from RefSeq and is a predicted model, not a curated record. The transcript is spliced from 5 exons. NCBI's taxonomy places the organism in Eukaryota, Metazoa, Chordata, Aves, Accipitriformes, Accipitridae. Gene Ontology annotation, biological process: translation; protein-RNA complex assembly.
GGGAUUGCCCGGUGCUCCCUGCAUACCCUCCGUUAGCCGUGCAGCGGGGGCUGAGACCCCGCCAACUCAUCGCAGACAACGCGAACGCGCGACACCCCGCUUCUCCUUUUUGUCCCUUCGCCCGAGCCGUACCGGUGGGGGGGGCGGGGUUAAGAUCUGGAUGCGGAAGUGCGUGCUCACUUCCGCUCUCUGCGCAGAGGUAGCGGAGGUUGGAACGCUCUGAGCCCGGCUUGGAACCAUGCCUCGCAAGAUUGAGGAGAUUAAAGAUUUUCUGCUGACAGCCAGGAGGAAGGACGCAAAGUCGGUCAAAAUCAAGAAGAACAAGGACAAUGUGAAAUUUAAGGUGCGCUGCAGCCGGUACCUGUACACCCUGGUCAUCACGGACAAGGAAAAGGCUGAGAAGCUGAAGCAGUCCUUGCCCCCAGGUCUGGCCGUGAAGGAGCUGAAAUGAGCCAUUCCCCUCUAGGUUUCUUUCUCCACCUUUGUUACAACAAAUAAAAACCUGAACUGUU